AGACCUGUCAAGAGAGGGCGAGUGCAUCCAGAGGGUCCGAACGUAACUUCCUACGUGGCGAUGUUAAGAGAAGUGGCGCAAUGGAUGAUCAUUAAGGGUGAAGACUCUGUGAUCAUCCGGGAAACUGCCUACAAAAUGGUCUUUAAGCCAUGGAUGACUCGACUUGAGCUUGAAGAAAGAAGACGAGUGGAGGACGUCUCUAAAUUCUGUGUCACUGCGCUGAGAGUACCAUUGAGGGGGAUGUUCCCUAUCGUGGAUGCGAUUGAGCAAUGUAUGGGAAGGAUAAUCAAAGCCAUCCUUCCUCAACCGGAUGCCUGGAGACCAAAACUCAUGAACAUGAAGUUUGAGUUGGUCCUCGAGGCGGAAGGUGCAUUCAAACCUAUUCUUCCCCUUCGACUCGAUGACGGAGAAACGGUGAACAUUGAGUUGGCCUGCAAACACACUCCUUGGUGUGAUAAAUGCAGAUGGUGGUUCCACACGGCAACUGAUGGCUGCCCGAAACUCGAGCAACAGGAUGAUGGCCAGGGGUCCCAGCCAGCCGCAGCUGACAACUUCUCAAGUCGCAACAGGCAAGAACCGAGUCAAGGUGCGUUUGGUGGAAUCCACGAUGCAGCAAAAGAUCCACCGAUGGAGAUACCGGCCAGGAUGGUGGCGGAAUCCUCAGCAAGAGCUGCUUCGGGAUUUCGUCCACAACAGGCCACUAGUGCGGCCCGACAUCCGAGAGUUUCGGGUGAAGGGCAAAGCGGGGGCCAAGGGAUCUCAAUCGGUCGCAACAUGGCAACUCCAAUACAUCAGCAACACCAUGCGCCGUUUCAAGGAUGGAACACGGGUGGUCCAAGCCCGAGCGGUCAGGGGGGCACAUGGCAGCCACCAGACGAUCAAGCGUGGCAUGCAGUUAUCCUGGAAGCAGCCAGUCAAAUAACAGUGGAUGUGUUGGCUCAAAAUUCAGGGUGCCCUGGAACUAGAGGUGCAAAUAACGGAGCAGGAUCCUCCGGUGGAAGGACGGAGGUACGAGAGCUUGCGAUAAUACCGAAAGGCGAGCUUAUUGGGAGAGAAGAACGAACAGAAACGGAACACCUUUUGGGGGAAAGAAAAGUGAGGGGCGAUGGAAUACGUCGGGGCGACCAGGGGAUGAUGGUAGGAGGGGAUCGAGCCUUGGUGGUGCAUCAUUCGGACGUGGAAGAUGAUCAAGACGUAGAGGACGAGGAAGAUGACGAAGGGUCACCACGGGGCAUCCAUGAAGGCGCGCCGUCGAGAGAGCGAGGUGGCCUCCAAAUGGAGGACAACCUGUUAUUACCGUUCGUCUGCACCCUUCAGGGGAACGAGAUUUUUGUACUUGGCCUUUGGUCAGUGGAGGACAAGUAUUCUAUCCCGGCCUGCCAUGUUGUUGAGAUCCCGUCGCAUCAGUUCGUAAUUAUGAAGGUUGGACAGUUGUUUGCAGAGAGAUUCGUCUUCAGAAUGUUCCCUGACGAUCCCCCAGCACGCUUGGUGGUAGACUUACCAGGAGGGUGCAAGGCGCGCUUUCCAAUUCCAAUUAUCGAUGCUAGAAUCCCACCAGAUCAGUGGAGUAAUAUAGCGUCGGUUCUCCUGACAGAUUACCUAAGGUGCCUACCUGCAGAGGUAAGGACCAAGCUGGUUGAUGAGGCAUAUGUCGAACAACACAUCUUUGAUACUUUUAGUAAGAAAGCUUUGGACAUAGAGGCAAAGUUGAGAUCCGCGCAUCAAGCAUCUCAUGAUGGUAGGAAGAGACUUCCCCAAGACUUGAAGAAGAAGGGUCAGUUGAUGUUUGUGGACCAUGAUGGUCAAACGACGAAGAUAGAAGAUUUCCCAGACCUUGGGGAGGUGACAGAGCACGAUGGGGCUAGUGAGACUUCGGAUGGGGGAGUCGUGACACCCAUCAAGGAAAAGGCUAGAGGGACCAGGAAGAAGAAGGUAGUACGGUCCACGGGUCAGGGUGACCAAGGAACACCCGCAUGGGUAAAACUUGGUUUAGAGUAUGAGGUGUGGAGGGACCGAGUUGCUAGGGGCACGUGGAUGAACUGUGGCAACUAUGGCCACACGUCUCGAACGUGCCGAGGCAAGAAAGUCUUGACGAGGGUAGCCUCACCAACGGUGGUGGGACUUUCUUCGAACUCUGGCGGUGCUUCUGCGAGCACUUCGUAGGGAAACACCUCGGGCCAGUAGGAGUAUUAGCCGCUCUUACUCGCGC
Molecule: messenger RNA, 2209 nt
Organism: Chara braunii
Lineage: Eukaryota; Viridiplantae; Streptophyta; Charophyceae; Charales; Characeae
Source: the annotation of a GenBank genome assembly